GGGAAGCAGGAUGAAAAAGAAAACAGCACUAGUAAUAGCGAUUUUCUGUUUUUCAUCCAGUUUUGGAGUUGUUCAUGGAAAUAAAAACAAAAGUGCCGGUUACAACCUGUACAAGAACCUUAUAUUUGAUCAAGGAUACAAUCCAAAUGUGCGUCCUGUAGUGGAUACCAGGCAAAAAACUACAGUAAAUGUCAGUUUAAAUGUAAUAAGUAUCAUAGAUUUAAAUGAAAUCUCUGAGACAUUGACCCUCACAGCAAAACUUAAGCUUUACUGGUAUGACGAAUAUCUUACGUGGGAUCCUGUUAUGUACAAUGGAUUACAAAGUAUGAACAUACCACAGAGCAAUGUCUGGAAGCCAGAUAUUGCGUUGGAGAACUCUGUUGAAAGAUAUCGUGAUAUGGGAGGUAAGCAUAUGUAUGUCGCAGUAACACACCAAGGAUGCAUGCAAUGGAAACCUAUCGAAGUUUUUAGGUCAACUUGCUCCAUCGACGUCACAAAAUACCCAGUAGACAUUCACAGAUGUUGCCUAUAUUUCGAAGUUUGGAGUCAUACGGAUGGAUCUGUUGAAAUUACUAAUGCGUCUGACCACGUGAUCUUACAUGAUGAAUAUGACGGUCAUCCACAGUGGAAAAUAAUCGAGUCUACGGCUGAAGAAAAAUCAAUUGGCGGUGACAGUUACGUUGUGUUUUGCUUAACGCUUAAACGUCAGUCCAAUUAUGUCAUGUUAAAUGUCAUACUGCCAAUAGCACUUCUAUCUUUACUCAACAACUGUGUAUUUCUUUUACCGGCGUCUUGUGGAGAAAAAGCGAGUUUUUCUGUAACUGUAUUCCUAUCGUUGAGCGUGUUUCUUACUAUUGUUAGCGAACAGUUACCAAAAGCGUCUAAUAAAGUCUCCAUGUUCAACUUGUACGUUUUCAUUCAGGUAGUUCUAAGCACAAUGAUAACCGUGACGUUGUUAGUUCAGAUCCGACUCUAUCACAGGGACGAUGAACGUGAAGUUCCAACAUGGCUCCGAAGUUUGGUCAUUUCCUGCGGACAGUUUGCGAAAAAGCGAUCAACGUUGAAACAGAGUGAGUUGGACGCUACCCUAAGUGAAACUAAUAUUAUUCCAUCUAAGGCGACAGAAUCUCAACAACAAGCGUCAGAGAACGAGGACAAGAACGAGAACGCAUCAUCAGAAGAUUCUAAUCACGUCACAUGGAGAUGUGUUGCUGAUUGGAUGGAUCUAGUUAUGUUUGUUGGAUAUACUAUCUUGAAUAUAGUAUGCAGUGCAGCUCUCGUACUUUGCUCCGUUUCUGUCUGAAAUGCUCCAGCUUCAAUGACUUGACAUACCAAACGUCAAAAAAAUGGACCGAAUAAUUGCGUACCAAACGAUAAAAGUGUGUUACGAUAUACGCAAGUAGGGGUCAAAUUGACUUAUCACUAUUAAAUCAAAUGUAAGCCUAUACCGGUGCAUUUAUAUAACAGUCCAAAUCAUUUUGUUUUCCUUUCUUGUGCCCGUUCUCAAUAACAUUGUAUUUUCUUUUCAUCUGCUGCGUUACAAUAAAAGAAAUUUGCAUGCCUCUGUCGCUUGCUAGUAAUGAAUACUACGGCGAAAUUUAUGUCUUGGAAAGAGAUACUGAAAGAAGCGAAAAGGUAAAAGUGUUGAGAAAGAAGCGAAAAGGUAAAAGUGCAAUUACUUAUAAAUAUAUAUAUAUAAAUACACCAACUUUUCAUUCUCUAAGU
Messenger RNA from Mercenaria mercenaria, 1725 nucleotides. RefSeq names its product neuronal acetylcholine receptor subunit alpha-7-like. NCBI's taxonomy places the organism in Eukaryota, Metazoa, Mollusca, Bivalvia, Venerida, Veneridae. Gene Ontology annotation, molecular function: transmembrane signaling receptor activity; acetylcholine-gated monoatomic cation-selective channel activity. The record is from RefSeq and is a predicted model, not a curated record. Gene Ontology annotation, biological process: chemical synaptic transmission; regulation of membrane potential; monoatomic ion transmembrane transport. Gene Ontology annotation, cellular component: neuron projection; postsynaptic membrane; synapse. The transcript has a single exon. The coding region runs from base 11 to 1303 and encodes 430 amino acids.